Messenger RNA from Syngnathoides biaculeatus (alligator pipefish), 4916 nucleotides. It is a transcript of the gene itga3b, whose product is annotated as integrin, alpha 3b. NCBI's taxonomy places the organism in Eukaryota, Metazoa, Chordata, Actinopteri, Syngnathiformes, Syngnathidae. Gene Ontology annotation, biological process: leukocyte migration; cell adhesion mediated by integrin; integrin-mediated signaling pathway. Gene Ontology annotation, cellular component: external side of plasma membrane; integrin complex. The coding region runs from base 11 to 3340 and encodes 1109 amino acids. The transcript has 26 exons. The record is from RefSeq and is a predicted model, not a curated record. Gene Ontology annotation, molecular function: integrin binding.
AGAGAGAGCAAUGAGCAAUGAGCGAGCGAGCGUGCGUGGACACUGCAGGUCUUCGGCGGGGAGGUCCCUGCUGCGCGUCUACCUGUCGGAGCCGCCACGCGCCGGUCGCGGAUCCGCUGCUCCGCCGUGGAAAAAAACAAACAAACAAACAAAAGGCAGAAUGUUCCCGAGGCUCCUUUUUCACGCCUGGCUACUUUUCGUCCACGCAUCGCCGACCUGCCGCGGAUUUAACGUCGACGAGCGCUUCGCCGUCAUCAAAACGGGCCCGACCAAAGGCAGCUUCUUCGGGUUGUCCGUGGCCUUGCACCAGCAGACGGAGGGCUCGAGGAAAUACCUGCUUCUAGCGGGAGCGCCCAAAGAGAAAGCCUUGGCGUUGACGAACGUCAGCGAAACCGGUGCCGUCUACUCCUGCCCCAUCACCACGGACCCGUCGGACUGCUCCAGAUUGGACCUGGUCGGCUCAACAAACCCCUCCGAGAUGGCGGAGGGCAUGUGGCUGGGCGUGACGGUGGCAAGUCAGAGGGCACGGUCGGCCGGACGCGUUCUGGCGUGCGGCCAUCGCUACGUCAAGCUCGUACGGAGCGGUACGGAGGAGCAGCGGCGGAUGAUCGGGAAGUGCUACGUGAGGAGCAACGACCUGACCUUCGACCCCGACGACGACUGGCAGACUCACACCUACGAGGUGUGCAACCCCACUUUCGACAUGGAGGCCGAGGGCAUGUGCAACAUGGGCAUCUCGGGCGGCAUGACGGAGGACGAGGUGUACAUGGGCAGCCCGGGCAGCUACGUUUGGCAAGGAAAUGUGCACGUUAUAUGGAGAAAUCCUGAUCCUGCCAAUUCAUGGGAUUCCAAUAACAAAGACUUUGGAUCGCUGAAAAAACAAUAUAAACUCUACUAUAUGGGUUAUUCGGUUCUCCAAGAGAAGCGCCUGCUGAGCGUUGACGACUACACGGUGGUGACGGGCGCUCCCAGGCAUGAGUCCAAAGGUUCUGUGGUCCUCGCGGUCAAGACCGACAACAACAUCGAGACGGCGCUCAUCAUCCCCGGGGAACAAGUGGGGUCGUAUUUUGGCAGCAGUCUGGCCGUCGCGGACCUCAACAACGACACUUGGAACGACUUGGUCGUGGGCGCCCCGUUUUACUUUGACCGCAUGAAGGACGAGGGAGGCGCGGUUUACAUCUACAUGAACGAAAAGGGCUCGUUCCGGAAGGCUCCGACCGCCGUGCUCAGGGGGCCCGCGGCGUCCGCGUUUGGCAACGCGGUCGCCGCCGUCGGCGACGUCAACCAGGAUGGAUUCCAAGACUUUGCCGUGGGGGCUCCGUUCCACGGCACGGGCAAGGUCUACAUCUGGAUGGGAAGUAAUGAGGGAAUCUCAGAGCAGCCCAGCCAGGUGAUCGAGGGCAAGUCCGUGGACGACGGGGGGUUCAAAACAUUUGGCUACUCCAUCAGCGGAGGGAUGGACAUGGAUGACAACAGCUAUCCCGACAUCCUGGUGGGCUCCCUCGACGACCGCAUCGCCCUGCUUAGGACUCGGCCAGUCGUGGACCUAAACAAUGAUUUUAAUGUGGAGCCGAAGAUUGUAGAUCCGAAUCAAUGUCAAGGGAACGCGCCAUGCAUCAAGGCCACCCUCUGCGUGUCUUUCAAACUGAGCAACGUCAACAAAAACUUCAAGAAAAGCAUCACGGUGAAGUACACGGCGGAGGCCGACAUCGGGAGGAGGAGGAACCCGCGGGUCCGUUUCAGCGACGCCGACGACAACGCGUACACGGGCCUGCUGACCCUGCCGGCCUCCGAACGCCAGUGUCGACAUCUGAACUUGACUGUGGUGGGGCCGGUGAGGGACAAACUGGAGCCAGUGAUCUUUUCGGUCAACAUGUCCUUACAUGAACAAAAACCCAAAUCGAGACGCUCCGUUCAGAACCUGGACUCGUUCCCCAUUCUCCGUCACGGCCAGAAACUCACCCAAAGAACCGAGAUAGACUUCCAGAAGGAGUGCGGCUCGGACAACAGGUGCACCAGCAACCUGCGGCUGUCGGCCCAUUUCGCCGACAACAGGGAAAAACCCUUCCCCAGGCGGGACAAAACCCAAGUCCUUCGAUUCAACACCAGUGUGAAGAUAAUCCAGUUGAUGGUGGAGGUGACCAACUUCCCCACGGGGGGCAAAGAGGCCGAGGACGCCCACCAGGCCACGCUCAACGUCACCAUCCCCGAAGCUCUCAAAUACUCUGGCGUCAGGUCCCAGGACCACGAUGUGGAAUGUCGUUUUGAAGGCAACGUCCUUUGCGAGUUGGGGAAUCCGCUCAAAGGCAAGGAAAAGGUGUCCCUCGUCUUGAGGUUGGAGACGUCAGGCAUAGAUCUGUACACGCAGGAGAUCCAGUCUCAGCUGCUUCUGUCUACCGUCAGUGAGCAGAGCGACCUGUUUCCCGUGCCCGUCACCCUGCUGAUCGAGAACACCAUCAUUCCUUCCUUUUCCAUGGCGAACGCGCUCCUUCAGACCAAAUUUGGCGGGACGGUGAUGGGCGCGUCGGCCAUGGUGAACAGCAGCGACGUGGGCAGUCCGCUGGAGUUCACCUUCAACGUCAACAUGCAGGGGACGCCCCUCGAGGACUUGGGGACCUUGGCUGUGGAGUUUGAGUGGCCCUUUGAGGUGGCCAACGGGAAGUGGCUCCUGUACCUGACCCAGAUCAUCGUUCAGACGCAGUCUGAGAGUGAAUGUCGCCCGCCUGGAGAUGUCAUCAACCCUCUGAACUUAACGCUGACGGAGAGAGCGUCCAAACGCGCCAAGCGGCAAGUCGGGGCGGACCAAUCGGACGACGCGACCCGGCCUCGGAUGGCGGAGCCGCAGGCCGCCCUCACGCUGCUCACCCCGCGAAAAGAAUCGCAUCUGUUGGAAUGUUCCAAAGACACGGCGCGAUGCGUGACCUUCACGUGCCCUUUGUUCAACAUGAGCAACUCGGCCGAGAUUCGCGUCCGCGCUCGUUUGUGGAACAGCACGAUGCUCGAGGACUUCGCCAACGCCUUGUGGAUCAAAGUUGUCGGUGAAGCCACGCUGAAACUCAUUACAGAUAGACCCACCCUCAAAAUGGAAAGCCAGACCGCCAUGUUCACAGUGGACAUCGAACCGGUCGAGCGGGUCGAGACGCCCUACGAGCUUCCGCUGUGGAUCAUCAUCUCAGCCAUCGUCGCCGGAGUUCUGCUUCUAGGAAUCAUCAUUCUUAUACUUUGGAAGUGCGGCUUCUUCCAGCGGGCCAGCAGGAGGGAGAUGUACGAGGCCAAAGCCCAGAAGGCUGAGAUGAAGAUCCAGCCCUCUGAGACAGAGAGGCUGACUGAGGACUACUGAGACCCGCUAUGGGUCCGCACAACCGCAAACACCGCUUGGAUUCUUCAGGCGAUCCCUCUACUACCGGAUAAUGCCAAAGCACCGCGGGGUGAGAAUUCGGAAGGCCGAUCGCUAUCGGUUCAACGCUGGAUUCGAGCCGGAGGAGCCACACAAAAAGUAUUGGAUCACCAACUGGACUGAAACGCAGCAUUUCUACUACUGAGUCCCUUUGCGUUGCGUCCCUCGGCCACUGACUGACACGCCCCCCCCCCCCCCCCCAAAAAAAAAGGUCUGGAACGAGUUUGGACCAACUGUGGAUAAAAACGCAUCAAUUUUUACCGUUUUUAUUUUUAUUAUUACUGUUUGUCGAUGGUUUCACAGUGCAAUACAUUGAACAUUUUUGUCUCAGCGAUUGUAAUUGUUGAGUAUUCUUACUUAUUGCAGUGUUGUGAAUUGAAUAUUGUCAUUUUUCCUGUUCUGAAUUUCAUGCGAUAGCUUUUAAUGUUUUUUUUUUUUUUUUUGUAUUUCCACAUUGUUUUUUUUUUUUUUUUUCAAACCAAUCACCCAUGAUUUAUUUUCAUUAUUAUUAUUAUUAUUUUUUAGUAAAUACAGUAGUGGCUUGCGAUACGAGUAACAAGUGACAACUUUUUCGAGAGACUAGCCAUCGUUCAAAUGAUGGAGGAAUUAAUAAUUUAAACAUUUCACUGGGGAAACAUGAUUUGCGAGGUGGUUAUGGGAAAAAAAAUAAACUUGUAUCUCAAAGCACUACUGUAUUUGUGCUUCUAUAUCAUUGCGAUAUCUUUUUUUGCUUGCUGCAAUGAUUGUUUUUGUUUAUUUUAAUAAUCUCUUGCACUGAGAUAUGCAAAACAUGAGGAGUUCAUUUUCAAUGUUUUUUUUGUUUUGUUUUUUUCUUCAGGGACUGCCGAUGGUACUAAUGAGGGACCCAAGUAUCGCAUUUUGUCGCACCGGGCCGGCGAUGUUUUUAAUCGCGAGGCCCUGACUUGAUCACUAUUUAUUACAGUUUUGUCCAAACAUAAUCAGAGAUCGCUUUCAACUUUAUGGAUUAUUUCACACAGGGAGUCGUAACACUGGAUUCAAUCAUGCUCCGUGUUGCGAUCAACUGGUCGAUGCGUAACUAUGUUAUAAAUACGUUACCAAUUAUUUUGGUCAAUGUGUUUUUACAUUCGUUGACAACAGAACUGAUAAUUUUUUUCAUUUUUAAAGUACGGUAACAGAAAAAUGACACGGCGUUGUGGUCAUGGAUCGGGCCAGGAAGUGGAUGUCGUGUGUUGUGCAUAUUUGUACGGGACUUUGGGAUGGCGUCCAAGGCUGUUGGGUGGCUUUCGGCACUUAAAAUGCAGCUCGGACUAACGAGACAUCGAUUCAGUGGUCUCUGGUGGGGCUCAACGUUGCCUCGCUGCUUUUGCUCAUGUUACCUGAGAGCUGCCAGGUAUUCCGCCGUGACACUAAGAACCGCAGACCUUAAACAGAGGCCCCUUUGACUCCCCAGGAUGGAGAGGGGAAGGGCUAAAAUGCACAAAUUCUGCUCUGAUGACACUGUGUAAUUUUAAUGUAAUUAAAUUGUUUAUAACACGUC